AUGUAUGGAAACGACCUUAUCGGAGAGGUUAUUCCCGGCAGGAGGCCAAACAAGGUACCUCAGAUCGUCACCAAGCGAAAUCCUUGUAGUAUGAUAGGAACAUGGAAUGUCAGAACCCUGUUACAAACAGGGAAACUAGAAAAUCUUAAGAUUGAGAUGAAACGUCUCAAAAUUGAUAUUUUGGGAAUAAGUGAAAUGAGAUGGAAUGGUCAAGGUGACUUUAUAUCGGGAGAUUACAGAGUCAUUUACUCCGGUGGUGACAAUGGAAAUAAUGGAGUUGGCAUUAUUCUGAAUAAAAAAUGGACACAAUGUGUGAAAAGUUACAUAGCUUACGAUGAUAAAUUGAUAAUUGUAACGUUUGACUCUCCUCUAUGUGUCGGAUUGUCAAGUACCCGUAGAAGUUCAACUGGACAACUGCAAGAGAGGUGA
Molecule: messenger RNA, 429 nt
Organism: Sipha flava (yellow sugarcane aphid)
Lineage: Eukaryota; Metazoa; Arthropoda; Insecta; Hemiptera; Aphididae
Product: craniofacial development protein 2-like
Exons: 2
Coding region: 1-429 (142 amino acids)
Source: RefSeq, a predicted model, not a curated record